CUCGCUCGCGCGCGCUGGCGGCCGCGCGCGCACGCACGCAGCGGUCGCUGAGCGGCGCUGUUGCCCCGCGUCAGCGGCCGCCUGCGACGAAUUCACGUCUCAAAUUACAGUUUUCAGCCUCUGAACGCAGUCACGUUGUAGCAACACAUUUUCUUCCGUCUUGCCGCGGCGCGCGCGCGCGACACGUUUGAGUGUGAUGUGACACGAUGCUCUCCCUCCCGCUCCGUCCUGAAGAGAAGCACCUGAUGUUCUGAAUCUGGAUCAGGUUUGGAGGCGAGUCGCCCCCCGAUCCUCGGAUGUGUCAGUCUGGGGGAGGGGGAGGGGGGGUGACGUUCCAUUUUCCAGAGUGGUGGGAGACGGGAAAGCAGAUCAGCUCUGUGGGGCAUUCAGCCGCUCACCAAAGCUCCGGUAAAUCCGGGCUGUGAUGUCGUAACACCUUGAAAAGCUCCAGUGUGUGUGGAGGCCGACUUUUUCCUCUUGACUUUCUUUGAGCUCUUCCUCCCCCUCCUCACCCCGCUCACCCCCCCAGGGCCUCUCUCAUGGCUUCCCACUGCAGUAAACAAACUGCCCAAGCACAAAAGUGGGAAAUGGUCGCUGAUGCGAUGCGUACGUGAUGCUCGGCCGCCGAAUGGUGCCGGCUUGGAUUGGAGCGAGAAGCUCACUGACUUGUGCCGUCGGUGAGCUCAUCCCCCGGGUCCCCCGAGCGGCGUGGGCGCAGGUGGCCCGGUGACAGAGAGAGCGGCCCUCCGACCUGUGGGGACCAGAACGCGGAGGGAGCUGCGGCUUUGAAGAACCUUCUCCGCUCAGACGUGUGAAUGAGUUAUUUUUAGGCUAAUGACUUCAGCGUUUCCUUCCGAGUGUUUGGUUGGAGUUUCUGACCUGAUUUCUGGCUUUGACGCCGAACCAGUGCUGACAACACAAACAUCGAGGACCAGCACGUGUCUCCUACAGGCCUGCGGCUCCUCAGAUCUUUGACUUCCUAAAGUCAAGCUUGGUUUCCAUGGAAACCACUGGCCGCCAGGUGACGGGCAGGUCCGGACGCCGCUGUCGCUCCCGCUGACCCGGUCCGGGCGAGGAAGUGAUUCACCACUUCACCACUUCACCUUCUCUGCGGCCGCCUGGACACGUCAGACACUGGCGCUGACUCUAACAGCCCGAGACGAGCCGCGGCUGUCCGACUCCAUCUGACACGUUCAGCUGAAGGAGGACGGACUCGUCACCUGUCGAGUCAGAGCAGACGUCAGAGACGGAGCACGAGACUCUGCUGAAACAAAGCCGAACCCACAGCAGACCACAGUCCGGUCCAGGUGCUCGCUUGACACGGGCCGGUGAGAGGCUGAGCGUGUCGGAGGAUGAGUGGGUGAGAGGCUGUUGGAGCGCAUCGUCUCUGCCGCCGCCGCUGCUGCUGCCUGGGAUGUGGUUGCCAUGGCAACCCGUGUAGGAGUCUCCACGUGGAGCUCCAGCAGCAAGCAGGUCUCCCUCCUGCGUCUGACACCUGAGCUGAGCUGGUGGGCUCCAGCAGGCGUUCCUCAGUCAGAUGGAGGAGGCACGGGCUGCUGGCUCAGCUGAAGCGCUGAAUUAUUCAGGCUCAGCGUUCCGUGGCUGCCGGAACCCCAGCGCACCCGAGUGAAGGCGUGAGUCCUGCGCUCCGGAUGAGGCGGCCUCCGCUCGUCUGCCGGCUCCCGCUGGAGGCAGGGUCCGGUCCGUCUCCGUGGUAACCCCAGCACCAGAGCCGCUCACUUAUUCAUGAAGCUCACUUCUGUUCCAGUGGAGCUGUCACUUCGCCAGGGUUAGCGGUUCAAUUCCUCGCCGCGCAGCCGCGUGACAUCAGAUUGUCUAACGAGCCGCUUCUGCUGCGCUGAAUAAUUAACCGUCACAUGACCGUCAGGCUGGGCUGCAGUCAGCUGACAGAUCCAGGUCAGAGUCCAGACCCGCACCUGUAGGCCCUCCUCCUCCUCCUCCUCUGCGACCUCUUCAAGGUCAGAGCUGCAGAGAGGAUCAUCUCCUCCUCCUCCUCUUCAGCCUCUCACUGGCCCAGUUCCUUCUGACACGCGCUGCUCCUUCACAGCUCCUCCUUGGUCUCCUCCUCCUCCUCCUCCUCCUCCUUCUCCUCCUCCUCUCUCCUCCUCCUCCUCUUCAGCCUCUCACUGGCCCAGUUCCUUCUGACACGCGCUGCUCCUUCACAGCUCCUCCUUGGUCUCCUCCUCGCUCCACCAGCUUCUCAACCUUGCUUCUCCUCUGUCUCCUUUCCUUCUUCUCGUGUGUCUUCUCCCUCUCUGUCUCCAUCUGUCCUUCAUGUAGUCAUGAUGGUGACGGUGAAGAUGGUGAAGGUGAUGACGGUGAUGAUGAUGAUGAUGAUGGUGAAGGUGAUGAUGAUGAAGGUGAUGAUGGUGAUGGUGAUGAUGAUGAAGGUGAUGAUGAUGAUGAUGAUGAAGGUGAUGAUGAUGAAGGUGAUGAUGGUGAUGAUGAUGAUGGUGAUGAUGAUGAUGAUGAAGGUGAUGAUGGUGAUGGUGAUGAUGAUGAAGGUGAUGAUGGUGAUGAUGAUGAUGGUGAUGAUGAUGAAGGUGAUGAAGGUGAUGGUGAUGAUGAAGGUUAUGGUGAUGAUGAUGGUGAUGAUGAUGAUGAUGAAGGUGAUGAUGGUGAUGGUGAUGAUGAUGAUGAAGGUGAUGAUGAUGAUGAUGGUGAUGAUGAUGAAGGUGAGGAUGGUGAUGAUGGUGAUGAUGAUGAAGGUCAGGAUGGUGAUGAUGGUGAUGAUGAUGAAGGUGAUGGUGAUGAUGAUGAUGAUGAUGAAGAUGAUGGUGAUGGUGAUGAUGAUGAAGGUGAUGAUGGUGAUGAUGAUGAUGAAGGUGAUGAUGGUGAUGGUGAUGGUGAUGGUGGUGAUGGUGAUGGUGACCUCUGCACACUCCUGCUCCAACGCUCCUCAUGUGCUCUGACUCCUCACGGUCACCUGCUGCUGCUCAGGUGUGUCCCAGACUGUCUGGACCUGGGUCGAGGUUCUGAUCCAGUUCAGGCCAGUCACUGGUGCCACUUGAAUCCGGGUGUCACUUUCACAUGAGUGAAGCGGUGAGACGAGCGUCGCGGUCCAGAACAGAUCCAGGCCCGGCAGCCGAGCGUGAAGGUGGUCAGAAGCUGAAAUGCCGCGUCAACUCCGAUCAGGCUGGAACUCUUGACGGCGUCUCCGCUGUCAGAUCAGGAACGCAAACGCAAGCGAUCGCUUUCACACUUGAGCCUGGCACCGGCUGAGCCUCGCUCCCCCGGAAACAUGCAGCUCCAGUGAGCGGCAAAGGUCGUGGCGCCGCGAUGGAGCGUCCGGUCACUGAGCCUUUCAACCCGCCUGCCGAAGCAGAAGCCCAGGCGCCUUCAAACGUUCUCUGCUGCAGCUCAGGAUCCUCUGAUGGAUCCAGAACACUCCGGCCACAGCGCCUGGACUGGGCUCCAAACAAUGACCUGUCACCUCCAACUGGGACUUGGCAGGAUCCAGAUGCUGUGCAGAGGAGGGCAGGGCGAACUGAGACACAAGUCCUCGAGGAGCCACCGCUCGACGACACGGCAGUGGAGUCGUUGCCAGACAGCGAGUCGCUGUGCUGCUUGUUUGACUGGAAGGAACUGUGUUGAGAAGUGUUGUGAGGACCAGCUCUCGUGCCCCGACUAGCUGGGCCGCUGGCGGCUGACGUGAGGACGAGUCGAUAGUGGUGUCUCACAUGAAGGAGAGACGCACUCCAGUGCUCACAUCAUGAGUGUGUGUGUGUGUGUGUGUGUGCGUGUGUGUGCGUGCGUGUGCGUGCGUGUGUGUGCGUGUGCGUGCGUGCGUGUGGUCUGAGCAUGAGAACGUGUGAGCCGCCCCGACAUCAGCACGGCAGCUUUAAUGACAAACUUAUGUUUCCAUCAUCCACGACAGGAAGUGGGUCGAGCUGAGGAUGAGAGGGAUGACAAAAACAUUAUGACCACCGGCUCUGAUUGAAGAAAAGAUGGAGGAGAAAGUGUGUCAGUGCAGAGACGUACUUUAGUCGAGAAACAUUUGAUGAAGGAGCAAGGAAGCUGCUGCUGACACACACACACACGUCUCUCCUUUGCCUUCUGGGGACCUCUCUUGGCCAUCACCCUUCCCCCAGCCUCUCCCCUAAACACACAUGGCUCGCCUGAGCCAGGACUCUGAACCAGACUCUUAUUUUGAAGGCUUCAUCUCUAAUGGAGGCUUAACCUUGUGGGGUCCGGCCAAAGAGCUGGUCCCCACAAGUGAGGAUAAAUCAGGCCUACACACACACACAGCUGCGCCCAGGCACAUUGAUGUCAGGAUGAGGAUCUUUUAUUUAUCAUCGAUGACGUGCGGUUCCCUCCUGGAGUCGGACCCGUCACGUGUCGGACUCGCCGCGACUCGUGUUGAGUCCAAAGUUUUUCCCCGCAGCAAAUGAAAUCAGUGAAUAUUUCGACAACCCAAAUGGCAAAUCUAGCAGACAGGCGGAACAGUCAGUGACUCUGGCAGCCACGAGCCUGGGAUUUGUGAAUUCACGCUCCUGGUUAGCUGGGACGCGACCCCCGAGAAAGUCAUCCGCUCCCUUCUGCGGCAGCUGACGCUAAUGGUGUGGGACAGGAGUGUAGCCGUGUGCGAUUUGGUGGCGUAUGCUGAGUGCUGCCGGAGCUGCAGGCUACUCUGUGAGCACCGGGGCAGAGAGAAGGCGCCGCGCCGCCGCCGACCACACGGAUCACAUGACCGUCCCCACAGGAUGAGCAGGCAGAAGUGGUGUCAAGUCUCUGAUGCGGCAGAAGGUUCUGUGGUGGGGCUCCUGGCUGAUCUGAGAUCCGCUCCUCACAGCCAGAGAGGACCUCCCCACCAUGCUGGCUCUCCAGGGUUCCUCCGGCCGCUCGCUGACCCAUCACUGGGCCGCGCACCUCGCUUUGAGACCCAUGACUGCUACGCCAUGGCGCGCGUGUGUGUGUGCUGGUGGGCACCAGUUCUUGGAAGAGGCUGGGGAAAGGGCGAUGGCCGGGAGAGGUCCCCACAAGGAUGGAGAGAGAGAGAGAGAGAGAGCUGGUGCUCGCUGCAGUGCAGAUGGUGGUGGGGGUCCGGCCGGCCGAGAGAGAAGCGCGUGAGUGUGAGCU
This is a messenger RNA of Synchiropus splendidus (mandarinfish), 5100 nucleotides long. RefSeq lists its product as uncharacterized. Lineage: Eukaryota; Metazoa; Chordata; Actinopteri; Syngnathiformes; Callionymidae. The transcript has 2 exons. The coding region runs from base 2304 to 2933 and encodes 209 amino acids. The record is from RefSeq and is a predicted model, not a curated record.